AUGAAGGUCUUUAGGGCUAAACAGCUUGCACAGAAACAUGUUCACGGAGAUUAUGAAAAGCAAUACAGCCUUCUCAGGGAUUAUGUACUAGAAUUACAAGAGUGCAACCCAGGAACAACUGUGAAGAUUGAUGUAUACAGUGAACCAAAUGCAAACUUGGAAACUAGGAUGUUUAAGAGAAUUUAUGUCUGUUUAGGUGCAUUAAAACUGGGUUUUAAGGCAGGUUUAAGAGAUUUCUUAGGAUUCGAUGGGGCUUUCAUGAAGGGACCUUACCCUGGACAGGUUCUCACUGCUGUGGGUCUUGAUUCCAAUAAUGGGAUCUACCCACUAGCAUAUGCCAUAGUUGAAGCCGAGAACAAAAGCUCAUGGAGUUGGUUUCUAGAGUGUCUAGGUGAAGAUUUGGAGCUGUCUACAAAUUCAAACUUCACAUUUAUUUCUGACAGGCAAAAGGGGAUUUUACCUGCCAUUGCCAACCUAUUCCCUAGCGCUGAACACAGGUUUUGUUUAAGACAUAUUCACGAAAACAUGAAGCUACAAUGGAGGGGGAAGGAGCACAAAGAUCAUUUAUGGGAAUGUGCAUCAGCAACAACAGUUAGACACUUUGACAGAUUCAUGGAAGAUUUUAACAAGUUCAAUUCAAAGGCAUGUGAUUGGUUAAAGAAAAUUCCACCCAAACAUUGGGCCAGAGCACAUAUGUCAGGAAGAGCACAUACAUAUAUUUUGUUGAAUAAUUUAUGUGAAGUUUUCAACUCAAAGUUGUUAGAUGCUCGAGACAAACCUAUAAUUACAUGUUUAGAAUAUAUUAGGGAAUACUUAAUGAAACGAAUUUGUAUUGUGCAAAAUGUGAUAGAUAAGUCUCAAGGGCCUCUUACCCCAACAACCACAAAACUUUUAGAUGGAGUUAAGAAAGAUGCUUCUCAAUACACUUGCAUAUUUAAUGGUGCUGAGAAGACUCAAGUUACUGGGACAAUGGGGGAACAAUUUGUGGUUAAUUGGAGGGACAGGAACUGUAGUUGCAGGCAUACAGAGAUCACUGGGAUACCAUGCUCUCAUCUUGUUAGUGCCAUUUGGGAUAAGGUUGAGCAUGGGGCAAAAAAUGUCCCACCUCUUGAGGAGUGGGUACAUCCAUGUUAUAGGUUAAGCACAUGGAAUGAAAUGUACAAGUACAAAGUUCAACCAAUCAAUGGAAGAAGUAUGUGGCCAAAGUCAGAUUGCCCCACAACACUAACACCCCCCAAACAUACUACACAGGUGGGGAGACCAAAAAAGAAGAGAAAGAGAGCUCAAACUGAAGAACCAAAUAAUCAAGGUAAAAGUUUGACCAGGAAGUUCCUUACAGUUACUUGUAGCAAAUGCAAGAACAAGGGUCACAACUCUAGGAGUUGCAAGGGACAAGGGGGAAAAACUGAAGUUAGAAAUGUGGUGGCAGGGGGUAAAAAGCUUAGCAAGGCAAAGAAGCAGGGAGAUGGAAAAAAGGAGAAACCCAAAAUGAAGGAGAAAACCAAACUUAAGGAUAAAUCCAAAAUGAAGGAAAAAGUUUGA
Messenger RNA from Lactuca sativa (garden lettuce), 1542 nucleotides. NCBI's taxonomy places the organism in Eukaryota, Viridiplantae, Streptophyta, Magnoliopsida, Asterales, Asteraceae. The record is from RefSeq and is a predicted model, not a curated record.